AUGACUUUCUUCCUCACAUACACCUAUGAGGACCUGCGUUCUGAUGAAGGACAUGCCGUUGAUUCUGAUAUUACCCACGCCUUGGUAUUCUUCGAGGGAUUUUCUUCAUGGGAACCAGAACAAAUAAACAAGCUUCACGGAGGCUUAGAAAAGUUUGCUGAGCAUAUCGUUGAAAUUUUUCUCCUUCCCUUUAGAGCAUCAUCAGUCAAGACACCACAACCAACGCCCACGUGGUUAUCUUCGCUGCAGAGCUCAACACCGACCGGCACGAGGCAGCGUGUAUCUGUUUUACGACAGAAAUGUCUUAUGCGCGACCGCCACCGCUGUGUAGUGUCUCGGAAAUUCGAUAGAGCAGCAGCCAGAAAGCGUUUCGAGGAGAAUGCGGAAUCUUGUGCUGAUGAUGACGGGAACCCAUUGAAGGAUGAGCCCAGUGAUCAAUUUCAAUACUUGGAGGUUGCCCACAUUCUCCCUCAUUGUCUGACGACGGUAGCUUCUGGUGAAACCGAUUUGAGCGAUCCAAAGAAAAAUGCUCUCCGGAUCUUGGACAUUCCCAUGAACGCCCUCACUCUAACGCUGAACUACCACCGGCUAUUCGGCGAAUUCAAGAUAUAUUUCGAACCCACUGGCACACGACACAAGUACAGGAUUGACUCGACAGAACGCAGUCCUUUCUUACGUAACCCCUCGUUUCCCGUCACACGAUCGCUUACCCUAAGUCCUCAUCGCACGGUAGAUCCGCCAUCCCCCCGGCUUCUUGAUGUCCACCGCGCCAUCGCACUUAUUAUGAAACUUAGCGGCGCUGGCGAAUAUACUGAGCGGGUUCUUCGUGAUAUGGAGGAGCUAGAUGUCAGAGAAGAUGGAUCGACACAUUUGGGAUAUCUUACAGGCUUACGACUUGGCGGGUGGUUAGAUAUUCUAUCAGUGCAUUAG
Penicillium samsonianum is the source of this 930-nucleotide messenger RNA. Its product is annotated as HNH endonuclease signature motif containing protein. The coding region runs from base 1 to 930 and encodes 309 amino acids. The transcript is spliced from 4 exons. Lineage: Eukaryota; Fungi; Ascomycota; Eurotiomycetes; Eurotiales; Aspergillaceae. The record is from RefSeq and is a predicted model, not a curated record.